Messenger RNA from Rotaria sp. Silwood2, 519 nucleotides. NCBI's taxonomy places the organism in Eukaryota, Metazoa, Rotifera, Eurotatoria, Philodinida, Philodinidae. The record is from the annotation of a GenBank genome assembly.
AUGAUAAGUAAAUUCGAAACAUUACCAAAUGAAAUAUUGCUUAAUAUAUUUUGUUAUUUAUCAUGGGAUAAAAUCUUAAUAUCAUUUUGGUUGUUAAAUGGACGUAUUAAUUCGCUUAUUUAUUCAAUAUUUUCAAGAGAUAAAUAUGAAAUUAGUUUUGAUCAAUUAGAUUUAUCGUAUAAAAAAUUUUCAUUAUUUUUAUUACCAUUAAUUAGCAAUUCUUCAUCUCUUUCUUCUUUAUUUAAAUAUAUUCAUUUUGAUGGAACAAAUUCAAAUUCUUAUAAUGUUAUUUAUGAAUUUAUUUUUUAUAAUAAUAAUACACAAAAUCUUUGUUUUCCUAAUCUUAAAUCACUUAAGAUAACUCGAUGUUUAUUGUCUCAAUCAUUAAUUCAAACAUUAUCUUUACUUAUUCGGAAUCAAUUGGAUCAACUUACAUUAACAUUCGAUGAAGAAAUGAUCGAAUUAAUUCGAAAACCAGAGAAACCAUGGAGAAUUGCUCCUCAUGCGAGUAAUGAAUGA